ACGCUCCACACUACAAGCUACACGCCACGAUUACCCGACGGCGAGCUACUCGUCCACUGCUGCAGCUCUUGCCUAAAAUUAUUCCACGGGAACACUAGAUCGCCAGAAGACGUCGGCCUGCUUCGCAUCAUGUUCAAGAAGAAGCCCAAUAUCAAACCCCUCAGUCCGCUCAAGUCGUCAGAGCGCCGUAGGACUGCCGAUCAGAUCAUAGCUGACUUCCAGAUUCCUCUACCCGUCGAGACGACCGCGGAUCCAGAAGACAAGGCCGCCUCCACUGCUGGCCUCACCGCUCUCCGGAGGUCAUUACUGCCCGAGAACGCGCUUUCAGCACGGUUCACGACGACCGCUGGGCCUGACCUCAAGCAAGUCUCGGGCACGGUAUAUGUUGGUAGUCAUGAAGGGACCGGAGAAGAGCAAAGGAUACUGUGGGCCAAGGUUGGCGAGAAGAUGUAUCCGACUGUAUACACACUCUGGCACAAUCCGGGCAUCAUACCGCUCCUGUACACACCAUCUUUCGUAGUUGAGAAGCUUCAAGGCGGUGCGGACCUUAUGACUCCGGGGCUGCAACGAGGCCCGCCUUUCCCAAAGAGGGCGACUAAGGGCGCAGUAGUUGCGAUCGCAAGCUUGGAGCGCCCCACUGUACCCAUGGCGGUCGGCUCAUGCGAGAUCGAUGUCAGCUCUCUGGGAACCGUCCAGGGCAUGAAGGGCCAUGCUGUGUCGACAUUCCAUUGGACUGGCGACGAGUUGUGGUCAUGGAAUCCAAGUGGUAAACCGGGCUCCGAACCGCCAGCUGCCUUGCAGGGGUGGGACGAUGAAGCCGACGACACGGCCUUAGCAACGCAGACUGCCGGCAUAGAUCUCCAAGACGACCAGGAAGGCGGCGUUGCACUAACUGCAGAUCCUACCGAGCGAUCAGAGGCUGAGAAGGCACAGGGAAUCGAAGGCGAGGAUGCCCCGUCGCUGAAAGAUGCAGUGGAUAUUGUGGAUGAUCAGGAGUUAUCCCCCAAAGAGAUCGAUGACGCAUUCCGAGAUGCGUUCCUCUUCGGCGUACGCUAUCACAUGGAUCAUAACCGGAAUCACCCCAACUUUGGUCUUGACUUUCCGCUCUCACAAUCCAAGGUCAUGUCACUCUUGGUCCAGCCGUUUCUACCGACCUAUACACCUGCGAGAACGGCGUCUUUACAGAUCAAGAAAACUAGCUGGAAGAACAUUCGGAAGUUCAUAAAGUACUUGGACAAGCAGCAGAUCCUCAAGUCCAAAGAGCAAAAUGGCAACGAAACAGUAGUCAUGGAUAUUGACUUCACUGAUAGGCAUAUCGAGGCUUUCGUGCCAUAUCGGUUGCCGAAGAAAGACGCGCCGACAUCAUCAGGCACCAACGGUAAGCCCCCGGCGUCGUUGUCCGCCGAGUCGUCCGUGGGACAAAAGCUCAAGCUCGUGUUCCUGCUACGACCGAAAGAAAAACUUGCACCGAUAUUCCACGUCACGAAAGCGGAUCCUCGCGGAUUAUAUACGCCUGCAGAACUGAAGCAGGUCUUGAUAGCCUACAUAGAGGCCGAGAAUCUUGUCUCCGAGAAGAACAAGCGCCUUAUCAAGAUCAACCCACAGCUUGCAGACGCGUUGCUUGGUUCUUCGGCUGCAGACAACGCUGCGCUCGCAUCUGGUGCGAUUCCUCGCGACGCGCUUGCUGAUCGCAUGGUUGCAGCUGCAUCGCCGUUCCACACAAUUCUCCGGAACAGUGAGGAUAUUGCUGAUUCCAAGCCAAAAGCCGGCGCACCACCGAAGAUCCAAAUUCUGAUCGAGACCAGAAGUGGAAACAAGACGGUGACCAAAGUAAGCGGUGUCGAACCUUAUCACAUCGCACCGCAACCACUUGCGGAUGAGCUACGAAAGACGUGUGCAGGCAGCACGAGUGUAGACCGACUGCAGGGCAGCAGUCCGAAGAACCCAGUGAUGGAGGUGAUGGUGCAGGGACCGCAGAAGGAUGCCAUCAUCAAGGCACUUGAGAAGCGCGGCGUCAACAAGAACUGGAUUGAAAUAGUGGAUAAGACGAAGAAAAAGCGAUGAGCCUGAACAGCGCGCAGCUCAUGCAAAGCAAGAGGUGCAGUAGCCACAACAGAUCGUACUCGCAGAGCAACGCAGCCUAGCGCGCGCGGCGAGCGUAAAAGAUGGGCAGAUGCGCCAUGAGUCAAAUCUCGAAAGAUAUUAAGCGUGCACUUUUCGGUGUCCAUAAUAUACGCCAAGAUGCCGGCGGAAACCACGUUGUGUGAUGGGUAUGUAGGUUCCGCGCGUCUGCGCUGCGAGCUCCGAAGCGAAGUGAACUGGCCACGUUCACCGCUCAGACAAAGUACUAAUCCCAGGCGAAUUCUAAGGUUCAGUCGGUGUCACAUGAGAUUUUUCCUGCAUCAUGUCUUCGUGCCCAAUCACACCCUGGAUGCUGCAGUUUCAGUGCGAAUGUAGGGUUGAGAGGCG
Molecule: messenger RNA, 2469 nt
Organism: Paraphaeosphaeria sporulosa
Lineage: Eukaryota; Fungi; Ascomycota; Dothideomycetes; Pleosporales; Didymosphaeriaceae
Exons: 5
Coding region: 130-2064 (644 amino acids)
Biological process (GO): formation of translation preinitiation complex; translational initiation
Molecular function (GO): translation initiation factor activity
Source: RefSeq, a predicted model, not a curated record